This is a messenger RNA of Trichomonas vaginalis G3, 603 nucleotides long. RefSeq names its product small Rab GTPase RabF3. Lineage: Eukaryota; Parabasalia; Trichomonadida; Trichomonadidae. Bases 1 to 603 code for a protein of 200 amino acids. Gene Ontology annotation, molecular function: GTPase activity; GTP binding. Gene Ontology annotation, biological process: Rab protein signal transduction. The transcript has a single exon. The record is from RefSeq and is a predicted model, not a curated record.
AUGCGUAAGGUCAAAAUAGUUUUGGUUGGCGCAGCCCAUACAGGAAAAACAUCAAUCGUGAACCAAUACGUUUUCGGAUCCUUUACGCAUCAUACGGUUUCAACGACCCAGCCAGCUUUUUGCCAAAAACAAGUAAAUUACCAAGAGAAGGAUCUAUCAUUAGAAAUAUGGGAUACAGCAGGCCAAGAGAGAUAUCAUGCUCUUUCGCCAUUAUUUUACCGUGAUGCUGAAGCCGGAAUUGUUGUUUUUGAUUUAACAGAUGCAGACUCGUUUACAAGAGCCCAGAAGUGGAUUAAUGAGCUUAAGCAAGCUCGUGGUGAUCAAAUACAUAUUGUAAUUGCAGGAAAUAAAACUGAUCUUAUCGAUAAAAGAGUUGUCGCAAAAGGUGACGCAGAAGAGUUAGCAGCUCAAUUUAAAGCGCCUUACUAUGAAACUAGUGCGAAAACGAAAGAAAAUUUAGAACCACUCUUUAAUUCGAUUUGUGAGCACGUAGUUGAAUUAAUUAAUGCAGCUGGACCACCAAAAGAGUCACCAGGAAAGUCUCUUAAAGGUAACGUAGCCUUUGAGAACGAGAAACAGAACAAGGAAGGCGGAUGUUGUUAA